Caenorhabditis remanei is the source of this 2133-nucleotide messenger RNA. RefSeq lists its product as uncharacterized. NCBI's taxonomy places the organism in Eukaryota, Metazoa, Nematoda, Chromadorea, Rhabditida, Rhabditidae. Gene Ontology annotation, molecular function: protein binding; peptidase inhibitor activity. Gene Ontology annotation, cellular component: cell surface; extracellular region. Bases 1 to 2133 code for a protein of 710 amino acids. The transcript has 6 exons. The record is from RefSeq and is a predicted model, not a curated record. Gene Ontology annotation, biological process: neuron differentiation.
AUGAAAUGUUUUCUAUUUUUAAUUUCUGCAUUACUGGGUUUUGUGAAAAGCGAUGAACUCAUUUCGACACGAUGCCAAGCACAAUGUCUACAUUUGAUGGAUCAGAGAUUACAAACAAACUUGGAGCUCCGCAAAACCCUCAAACAUCACAUUAUACAACUUUGCAAGGACGAUGUCACGUGUUCAGCGUGCUCAGCACCGUGCCGUGAACAAUUUGACGAUAUCAAAUCAUGCAAAAAGUCAUGUGUUGCAUCAGAUGACCGAGAAACUUGCGAAGAUUCUUGUCACUACUUACAGACAAUUUAUCAAGAGAAACCAGGAGCUUGUCCAUCUGUCAGCAAUUCUUCCAACUACGAAUGCUCUGCCCUCUGUCAAAUGGACGGAGACUGCCCAGAAACACAGAAGUGUUGCUCUUCUGGAUGCUCUCGACAGUGUCUGAAACCUCGUUCUUCCGAUAUCCGACUUCUCCCGAUCCCUCGAAACAUCAGUGUUCAAGAAAGAAAACGAAAAAGAAGUAUAAUUAUUCGAUGGGCGACCGGACGUCUCUCUAAAGCUCAACAAAAUGAAAAUGCUAACUUGUUCCUGGUUCAAUGGCGUUGGGGACUUCAUGCUGAUGAAUCUGCAAUGACUGAAUGGCAGACUGUAACUGUUCGAAACAAACCAUAUGCUAUAUUGAAGCAUCUUUUAUCACCUGGAAGAUAUUAUGAAUUCAGAAUUGCAGCAGUUUCACAAGAAGGAAGUCUCGGUUUCAGUGUCUCAUCGAAACCAUUCAAAAUUUCAAAAGAAGCAAAAGCUCCUCCACCUCCAAAAGACAUCUCGUUGGGAUCUUCCAAGUUAGGAACAGCUGGAUUAUGGAAUCAAAUGGUGAAUUGGAAUCCACCGCCAAGUGAUUUACCAAUUAAGAAUUAUCAGAUUUCCUGGGCCUCUUCCACCAAAGCUGAAGCCGAUGCAUUCGAAGAACAAAUGCGUAAAAAGACCACUCUAGAAUUCGCUGCCCACGAAAAACGCAGUCUCCAGACAUCUGACGAUGACGACGAAUUCAUCGGAAUCCAGGAACGUGAUCGUCAUUCCGUUGUCGUUCCGAGUCAUUCCACAUCAUCUGAAAUUCAAGGACUAUUCCCGAAUAGUGUCUAUAUUGUCGAGAUUCAUGCUUCUGUCGAUUCGAGUGAAGGAGAAUUGCACGGAGAGAAAGGAAUCGUCUUCAUCAGAACUCAGGAUGCAAGUGAGAAUGUUUUAUCUGGAAAAGCAACGGAAUCAGAGCCAGAGUACACUGGACCAAUAGCUAGAAUCGCUCACGCUCCAGUCUCUCGAGAUGAAAGUGAGGAAUUGAAGGUCGAGGAGAGCAGUCCUGCAUCAGUACCAAGGUCUUCAAGACCCGCGAGUCAUGCUGCUGCUGCUCAUCUGGAAAUUCAAACUCCGUUCUUUGACACGGAACUUCAAACACAACUAUCAUGGGUUAACUCAGCAUACUGUACUCCAACUCGUCGUCAAUUCAGUAUCAAAGUUCGAAAGACUCUGUGUCGGGAAUACCAACCAAAUCAUCAUUCGGACACUCGAUGGCAUGAUUUGAGAGUUACCGAAUGUAGUGCCCUUCUGAAGGGUCUUUCAUUCGAUUGUGACUAUAAAGUGGAAGUUACGGAUACAGUAACCGGAGAUCCUGUUGUCGAUGGAGUGUUCUCUACCGAUACAUGCGAUCAGACAUCUUCAUUGACACCCAUCGAAUGCUCCAGUCUGACGACUCCAAUCCAGUGUCAAGUGACAUCUGAAUCCUCUGCUCAUUGUCAUUGGACAAGACAUCAUGAUGCUAUGCAGACAGUGAUUGGAUAUCGAAUUCUAUUGAGUUCUCCAAUCAACCAGGACACCAAUACAACAAUAAACCAACCACAGUUGAGAGAAGUCAGAUAUGAGAACUUGCAACCCGGAUACGUUUACACUGUAGAGGUCCAAAGCAUCACCAACAAAGGACUCGGCCGUACAGUAAGCACGCAGUUCGUGACGCAUUCCGAUUUCGAACAAAAUGCAAUUUCGAGAUUCCCGGGAGGAGAAAUCAUUGAAUUACCACUUGAAUCUUCUUCAGCGUCUUCUUUAUUAUUAGUUUCUCUACUUUUCACUCUCCUUCUGAGGUUACUGUAG